AUUCGUUUCGAUUCCUUUGGAUUGCAUUUAGGAUAUCCUGCCAACAUGGCAGCGUCCGUGCUUAAUGAUUCGUCUGCUGUCAAUGAUGCAGUAAUUAAUUUCAUAAACUCAAAUUUUGAUGACAAUCCACGGUCACUUUAUAAGGCUAAGGACCUAUACAAUAGUCUGAAAGAGAAACAAGAACAAUUAAUAAAGAAGGUUUCUCUGGUCAGUACUGAAGUGCCAUCUGAGAUUGAAAAAGCCAUCAAAGUUGCAGAAAAAACAGAGAAAGAUGUAAAAAGACUUGGAGAAAAACAAGAAAAAUUACGCCAUGAAAUUUUAGAUAAAUUAAGGGAUGUUGAACCUAUGGUAGAUGACUUGAAGAAAUUAACAUCAAAAGUCGAAGAAUUGGACAGAUAUUCAAAGUAUCUGUCUGUUUUAGCAAAAGUUGAAGAUAUUAGUCACCAACUACAGGCAGCAUUAAUUACUCAAACGUCGCAGCCAGCCUUGAAUAAUUUUACAGAAUUAAUUAUACUAUAUAAAGAUCUACAAUCUUCAAAGUGUGUAAGAUUGGUUCGAUUUGUGGAAGAUACUGUGAUUUUUUGGAACAACAUAAUCAAAAGUAGAAUUGCACGUGAAUUUGAAGAAGUUUUGAAAUCAUUAAGAUGGCCUGUCGUUACCUCAACUAUAAAAUCAGUAACUCCACCAAAUAUAGCAGAAAUCAAGAAGAAAAUGGAUAGUAUUUUGAGACAGUUAUCACAUUUACAAUUGCCAUAUCCUUUUAUCAAUUUAUGACAUGGGUUAUAUGUUUUUACUUCCAGAAUAAUUUAUGAUUUCAAACUUUACUCUGAUAAUUCGAUACAGAGAAAAGAGUUUUAACAGCCACUCAACACAUACUAAGUCAUUUAGGGACUAAUGCUUUGUACAGUU
This is a messenger RNA of Patella vulgata (common limpet), 909 nucleotides long. Its product is annotated as RAD50-interacting protein 1-like. The record is from RefSeq and is a predicted model, not a curated record. Lineage: Eukaryota; Metazoa; Mollusca; Gastropoda; Patellidae. Gene Ontology annotation, biological process: endoplasmic reticulum to Golgi vesicle-mediated transport; regulation of ER to Golgi vesicle-mediated transport; retrograde vesicle-mediated transport, Golgi to endoplasmic reticulum. Gene Ontology annotation, cellular component: Dsl1/NZR complex. Bases 46 to 774 code for a protein of 242 amino acids. The transcript is spliced from 4 exons.